GCAAAUGUAGCCACAUAUCAAUAUGAGCAACUUCAGGCAGGUCCUAAAGGAGAUUGGGGAGUUUGGUUUGUUUCAGAAACGGUUAUUGGUUAUAUUAUGCAUUCCCAGCAUAUUUGCUGGUUUUGACAUUAUUGGUCAGGUGUUUGUAGGAAUCAGCUUUCCACAUCACUGUAACACUGACUGGAUCUUGGAGCGCGGGCCAAACUUGACAGAUGAGAGGCAAAGAAAUCUCACCCUCCCGGUGAACCAUGAUGGAAGAUUUGAAAGCUGUAAUAUGUUCACACCUGUGGAUUUGGAUUUGGAAACCAUUGAAGCAUAUGGGAUUAACACUACAACUGGAUGCACAGAUGGAUGGGACUAUGGGACACCCAUAGGUUCUUCCAGCAUUGUGUCAGAGUUUGAUCUGGUUUGUGACAAGAGUGGUUUGAUUGAGGCAUCACAGUCCAUCUACAUGGCAGGUUUUCUGGUUGGAGUGUUGGUGUUUGGGGCAAUUUCUGACAGGUUUGGCCGACGCUUUGCAGUCCUACUCUCCCUCUUUCUCCUUCUACUGUUUGGAGUGGGUUCUGCUUUCUCACCAAACAUCUAUGUUUACAUGGUCCUAAAAUUUGUCUGUGGGUCUUCAGGAGGGGCCAUAAUAAUGAGCACAUCUGUGGUGGGGGUGGAGUGGACUGGCCGCUCCAAGGCUGCUCUUUGUACAAUGGUUAUCAUAUUAUUCUUCCCUGUUGGACUGAUGAUGUUGUCUGGCAUUGCCUAUUUAAUCCAAAACUGGAGGAUCCUGCAGCUGGUGCUCUUCAGCCCUCUUCUCCUUGUCCUGGGCAUCCUUUACUGGUUUCUCCCAGAAUCAGCCCGCUGGCUGAUGACCCAAGGCAGGAAGGAGGAGGCACAAAAGGAGCUCCGCAGGGCUGCAAGGGUGAACGGGAGGAAAGUCCCAGAAGAUCUGCUAGACGAGCUAGAGAUGGAGAGCACACCAGAACGAAGAAACAUGUUGGACAUCUUUCGGAUCUCGUAUUUGAGAAAACGUACUCUCAUAAUGGGCUAUAACUGGUUUGCAACAAGUCUUCUGUAUUAUGGACUGAGCCUAAAUGUUGGCAGUUUUGGCCUGAAUAUCUACCUCACACAGUUCAUCUUUGGAAUUGUCGAAAUUCCUGCAAACCUGAGUGCUUUGGCUCUUAUUCAACACUUUGGAAGAAGAAUGGUUCAAGCAUGCUUCCUGUUCUUUGGGGGUGCUGCUUGCCUCGUGGUCCUUGCUAUCCCGAAUGAUCUUUCUGUGGUGGUAACUACCACAGCUCUAGUGGGGAAAUUUGCUGCUACUGCCUCUUUGAGCACAGCCUACAUCUACACUGCAGAAUUAUACCCAACCAUUUUAAGGCAAAAUGGUGUAGGUCUAAACUCCAUGUGCGCUCGUGUGGCGGGCAUCCUCGCUCCGCUGAUCAGGCUCCUGGACGUCUACCAUUACACCAUCCCCAUGCUGAUAUAUGGCAUCGUCCCCAUUGCUGCUGGGGGUUUCUGUUUGCUACUGCCUGAGACCCUUAAUGUUGAACUUCAGGAGCACACUGAACUCAGAAAAUCAGAGAAGGGGCCUACGGGGAACUAAGUCCACAUUAAAACAUUAAAAACCCCAACACAAUUUGUUGACAUUAGUUUUUAUUGCAUUGUAUUUUAUAAUUGGAUUAUUGUAACAAAUACAUUCACACCCACAAUUUGUCAUGUUUAAAGGCAUAUUAAUUCAAAUUCUUAUCCCAACAUGUAUUUUAAUUACUAUUAUAAUGUCUGAUACAGUCAAAUGUUUUUUAUCUUACACUAGUUAAACAAUGGAUGGAUGGCUACCUUUGGCUAGCCUUUCUUUGUACAUUCCUGUGAAAUUCACUCAUCACAGUAAUGUUGUCUUCAGUAUCAGUUAGCCAUAUGCAGACCACAAUAUCAACAUGGCACACUGACAAGAACAUGACAUCUCUGA
Molecule: messenger RNA, 1957 nt
Organism: Sander lucioperca (pikeperch)
Lineage: Eukaryota; Metazoa; Chordata; Actinopteri; Perciformes; Percidae
Product: solute carrier family 22 member 13-like
Exons: 10
Coding region: 23-1594 (523 amino acids)
Biological process (GO): transmembrane transport
Cellular component (GO): membrane
Molecular function (GO): transmembrane transporter activity
Source: RefSeq, a predicted model, not a curated record